Molecule: messenger RNA, 1783 nt
Organism: Haliotis rufescens (red abalone)
Lineage: Eukaryota; Metazoa; Mollusca; Gastropoda; Lepetellida; Haliotidae
Product: multiple epidermal growth factor-like domains protein 11
Exons: 3
Coding region: 165-1451 (428 amino acids)
Molecular function (GO): scavenger receptor activity
Source: RefSeq, a predicted model, not a curated record
UAUAUAACCUACUUUUUGUUGUUUGCAGGAGCACGUUACUGACGAGACAGCUCCCGGGAGAUAUUGUUUAUCUGACGAAGGACCUGACUGGGUUUUUCCAUGACACAUUUCAAGGAGGGUGACGUUGCAACACUUCGUGCAUGUAACACAGAAGGUUCACAAUCAUGACUACAGGAGAGUGCGCGGCUCUUUGGACUGUGGCCACCCUGUCAGUCGUUAGUACACUCGUCAACGGUCAACUUCCAUGCCAUACUAAUGGCUGUCUCCAUGGUAACGGUGGUCUCCGGUGCAAGUCAUGUUUGCCUGGGUGUUACGGCUCCAAUUGCAGUUCCUCAUGCCAUGGAAGCUGCCACACAGACGGCUGUGACAGAGACACUGGUCUGUGUUUUAGAUGUCGACCUGGGAUCUACGGAGAAGACUGCGCCAAAACAUGUCCGCAACAAUGCGCCAACAGUAUGACAGGCGGGACUGUCUACUGUGAACGACACACAGGCGCGUGUUCUGAAGCAUGUACACGAGGAUGGACUGGUACACACUGCAGUGAACGAUGUCCGCCCAACUGCAAGGGUCAAACCUGUAACAAGCAAACAAAACAGUGUAUCCUUGGUUGUGAGACAGGCUGGACAGGAGGCUACUGUAAUUCAACAUGUGACAACUGUCUGAUGAAGAGAUGCAACGACAACGGCUAUUGUCUGCUGAGGUGUAAAGCGGGCUUCUUUGGACAGGGUUGUGAGAAGAGAUGUCCACACUGCUGGACUACUGGUUGUGACAGACGGACUGGGGUAUGUGAACAGUGUCAGCCUGGUUACCAUGGAAACCGUUGUAACGAAAGGUGUGCUGAGACAUGUUAUAAAGGUCGGGAGGGUCAUAGAAACUGUGACCGCGACACCAAGGCGUGCCUGGAGGGCUGUGAAACUGGAUGGCACGGUUCUCAUUGCCAUACACCGUGCAGUGCCUCCUGCAUGUCCUCAUGUUACAGCCGCGAUGGCUCCUGUGUAGAUGGCUGUGUAGCAGGUUACUAUGGGAAACAUUGUCACAGGAGAUGCAUUCAUGAAAACUGUAAAAACAACACGUGUGACCACAAUGGUCAUUGCACGGAAUGUGAAGAUGGCUGGUUUGGAGAAGACUGUGAUCAGCAUUGCCCAGCACUGUGUGAGUCUUGUCUUCGAGACACUGGACAAUGUUCACGAUGUUCCGAUGGUUACCAUGGCCCUGGCUGUGCUGAACGUUACCAAUACCCAUGCAGCGAGAACUGUGAGACAUGCGACCAGACAACGGGGUGUACAAGGUGUAGAGAAGGACAUUCCCUUGAAGACAGCAAAUGUACCUCCACGCUCCCCUCAACAUCUGGGGCAGAUUCUGUGAAGCAAACGCUACAUAAAAUGAAACAUGCGUUUACUGUUUCUCUAGCAUUUCUUAUCUGUGUUUGCGCUAUGACAUGGCGUAUCUAGAAGAUAAGUUGCUAUCUUAGUUCCUAGUAUUCAUGUACGACUUAAAACAGAUUAUUAUGUAUGAUUUCAGUAAAACAACUUCAAGCGAUACAGUAGAUGUAAUGUGCACUCAAUAUUGACUCCGUCUAUAUGUCAUUAAGCAUUUUGUAUAUUGCCAAAAUGUUCUGCAUAUGAUUUUGUUACAAAAUAUGCCUUAGUUUUUAUUUGGUAUUCGUUGCGUGAUGUAAGUUAAUGAUGAUAUUAAACAUGUAUAUAGUGUUAAUAUUACAUAAUUGUUUUUGUUAAUUCUGUUAUAUGUUAUAUAAAAUAAAUAUCUGUGUUACUAUUCUUAA